GGGUAAUGUAGUCCUUUGUUGUCUGGGCUGGGGAUGACGAAGGCGGAGCAAGGGGCGUACUCCUCGUCCCCGAUCGCGUCAAUCAUGAGCACGGGGCGGAGCGGGAGGACCAAGCGCCCGAGUACGUCCUGCCCCGCCGGAAGUGAAGCCCCUGCCCGGAUGGCAGCAGUAGUUAUAGGGGGAGACACCAUGGGCCCCGAGCGUAUCUUCCCCAACCAGACUGAGGAACUAGGGCCACAUCAGGGCCCUACGGAAGGCACUGGGGAUUGGAGCAGCGAGGAGCCUGAGGAAGAGCAGGAGGAAACGGGGGCAGGCCCAGCUGGCUACUCCUAUCAGCCCCUGAACCAAGAACCUGAACAAGAGGAGGUGGAGCUGGCACCGGUGGGGGAUGGAGAAGAUGUAGUUGCUGAUAUUCAGGAUCGGAUCCAGGCCCUGGGGCUUCAUUUGCCAGACCCACCACUAGAGAGCGAGGAUGAAGAGGAGGAGGGAGCUACAGGAUUGAGCAACCACAGCUCUAUUCCCAUGGACCCGGAACAUGUGGAGCUAGUGAAAAGGACGAUGGCUGGAGUAAGCCUGCCUGCGCCAGGAGUUCCGGCCUGGGCUCGGGAGAUAUCAGAUGCCCAGUGGGAAGAUGUGGUACAGAAGGCCCUCCAAGCCCGGCAGGGGGUCCCAGCCUGGAAGUGACUAGCCUGAGAGCUGCCUUAUCCCCUUGCAUUCCAGGCCAGAACCAGCACAGGACUGAACACAUCCCUGGUUGUAACGUCCAUCUCCAUCUUUCUCAUCUCCCUUUCCACAUCAAGGCAAAUCAAGACUUCUUCUCAGAGACCCACUUUAUUCAGUUCUGUACAUAUGGGGACAUCGGCCCAAGCCCAACCCAUCUUAGCAUGUAUCACUCUGUGGAGAAUAAAGCACCCUAUGUACACAGCCAAAA
Molecule: messenger RNA, 931 nt
Organism: Mustela lutreola (European mink)
Lineage: Eukaryota; Metazoa; Chordata; Mammalia; Carnivora; Mustelidae
Gene: MEA1
Product: male-enhanced antigen 1
Exons: 4
Coding region: 34-684 (216 amino acids)
Biological process (GO): spermatogenesis
Source: RefSeq, a predicted model, not a curated record